AGAGCUCCAUCAAAUGUGCACUCAGAUUACCUGCAUGGAUGACACUAGAAGAGUUGAUCGUAUGGUGUAUCGAUAUCCAAACAGUCAUGGCGGGUCGCUGUGGAAUGAGGAAUUCCUCUUUACCACUCAGGAGGACGUUGAUGCCAUGGUCCAAUUUUUUACCACCAAUAAAAUUAACAAGCGGAGAUGUUCGUUUACACUGAGGCGGUCGAAGGCGGUGUAGGUCAUUCUGGAGAUGGCCAAACAUCUUAUAUCCACGGUGGGAGUGUAUUAUACGAAGAUCAUCCCCACCAGGAGUGCCAAGACUCGAGCUGGAGGCAGGAGUAUCAUGAUGGAACUGGAGGUCAUCAUCAAUCCUUCCCAUCAUAUGAAGAAGAAGCUCAACAAGCGGAUAGGAACCAACAAGCAGGCUCCCAGUACCCACCAGAGUACAACUUCUACCAACGCGGAUCGCUGCGCUGGCAGGCAGUUAGGCCGUAAGAUCGCCUGCCCAUCGUGCGGUUGCAUGGGCCGCCAAGUGGAGGCGCGUUUUGUCAGCUUCCCAAUGGCAAACAGCCCCUUGCUCGCGCCGUUUGACUGAGAACCUCGCCUUCGAGGCGCGUUUUAAUGGCAAGGGUGGUAUUUUUGGAAAUUCUUGGAAAUGUGUGGUAUUUUUUUAAUUUUUUUUUAAAUAAUGGUAGUUUUGGAUUUUUUCUGAAGAGUUAGGUGGGCUUAUUUGUCUGGCCCAACCUGCUCAUUCUAUUAUAGGUAUUUCUGGGCUUUUGUGGUUAGACCGUUAGAGUGAAACCACUGAAGAUGUUUUUUUUUCAAAGAGAUUCUGGAACGGAAUACGAAUAAGUACAUGAUCAAAACUGGCCAAAUUAAAAAAUAAUACACGCUGGUCAACAGAUGUUGAACCAACAAAGAGAGGGCUUUUUUUUGUCACGAUAUGGGCAGCCCUUGAUACCUUAAUGACAUGGGAAAUAUCAUGAUUUCUUCAAAAUCAUAAAUUAGCCAUGCUAAAAUUGAAGCAGAAAAGCAAACCCUUGCAUAGAUGAAACCACAUCAACACAAAAGUCCGUAAAAGCCUCCACUGGAUAAACCGCUAAUCCUGCAAAAUAAAUGAAAAAGUAGGCAAAAGGCAACCAGACCCACCCACAUGGCAAGCAGUUAGUAACUGAUUAGUAGUGAUAAGAAAGUUGAUUGUAGGGG
Linum trigynum is the source of this 1191-nucleotide messenger RNA. The record is from the annotation of a GenBank genome assembly. Lineage: Eukaryota; Viridiplantae; Streptophyta; Magnoliopsida; Malpighiales; Linaceae.